Molecule: messenger RNA, 642 nt
Organism: Pistacia vera
Lineage: Eukaryota; Viridiplantae; Streptophyta; Magnoliopsida; Sapindales; Anacardiaceae
Product: PHD finger-like domain-containing protein 5B
Exons: 2
Coding region: 186-518 (110 amino acids)
Biological process (GO): mRNA splicing, via spliceosome
Cellular component (GO): U2 snRNP; precatalytic spliceosome; catalytic step 2 spliceosome
Source: RefSeq, a predicted model, not a curated record
AUUGACCAUCCAACUUUUCUUGCUGAAGAAGAAGAAUAGUUUAUUGUUACUUGGGGAGAAAGCUUACAUUAUGACUUGACUGAUGACUGACUGUUUGCCAACGUAUUAUUUAUAAGAAAGGUUAUCAUCAGACUUUUAACUCAUAUAUUUGAAGAGGUAGAUCACAAGGGUUUCAGAGAUUGAACAUGGCAAAGCACAAUCCUGAUCUGAUAAUGUGCAGGAAGCAACCGGGAAUAGCCAUCGGACGGCUGUGCGAGAAGCAUGAUGGUAAGUGUGUAAUUUGUGAUUCUUUAGUAAGGCCAUGCACUCUUGUGCGGGUAUGUGAUGAAUGCAACUAUGGAUCAUUCCAGGGUCGGUGUGUUGUGUGUGGAGGUCAUGGGAUUUCUGAUGCCUAUUACUGUAAAGAGUGUACUCAGCUGGAGAAAGACAGAGAUGGGUGUCCCAAAAUUGUCAAUUUGGGAAGUGCCAGAACAGACCUCUUCUAUGAACGUAAGAAGUAUGGCUUCAAGAAAAGAUAGAUCAAACAUCGGAGCCUGUAUGAACAGAAAACAUAUAUUCUUCUUACACAUGGUAUCACUAAAAUACCAAUUGAAGGCUAAAUGAUCCUUCAAUGUGAAAUGAAGUGUGAUUCUAGUUUCCGGA